Aegilops tauschii subsp. strangulata is the source of this 1497-nucleotide messenger RNA. Its product is annotated as protein FAR1-RELATED SEQUENCE 5-like. The record is from RefSeq and is a predicted model, not a curated record. Gene Ontology annotation, molecular function: zinc ion binding. Gene Ontology annotation, biological process: regulation of DNA-templated transcription. NCBI's taxonomy places the organism in Eukaryota, Viridiplantae, Streptophyta, Magnoliopsida, Poales, Poaceae.
AUGCGUUUCGAAACUUUCAAAGAAGCAAAGGACUUCUACAACGUCUAUGCAAAGCACGCGGGUUUUGCUGUCAGGGAAGGCUCAAAGGUUAAGACCAGAGUCUACCUUUAUUGCAUGUGCUAUGGAGUCUAUGAGUCGAAGGUGUUAGAAGCAAAUAGACAGUGGAACAAGACGACAACCAGGACUAACUGCGAGGCUAAAAUGAGGUUGAAGAGGGAAAAGGAUGGAACACUUGUCGUAAAAGAGAUAGUCUGGGAACACAACCACAGGCUACAGCUCACCCCACAAAUGCUUGUCUUCUUGCACUCCCACAAAAACUUUGACAAAACAAUCUUGGAGUACGUCAAGUACAUGCAGUUCAAAGGCAUUGAACACGCGCAAAUCAUGAGCAUACUGGGCGGCGAUGACCCCGCAAAUUCAAGGAUGGAUGAUGUGGACGAUGUCCUAAAGACUGUCAACUUCUUCAGGGAGAUGAAAGCUAUAAACAGGGAAUUCUUCUGUGACAUGCAACUUGAUGAGUCCGACAGAGUUAAGAACAUAUUCUGGGCGAACGCAAGCUACCGAGGGGCGUAUCAGGACUUUGGUGACUGCGUAACGUUUGACACCACAUAUAAGACCAACAAGUACCAUAUGCCACUUGGGGUGUUUGUGGGUACUAACAACCACUUACAGACUACAUUCUUUGGUUUCGCCCUGACAAGAAAUGAGGAUGCAGAUUCAUUCAGAUGGCUGUUCAAGACAUUUUUAAGGUGCAUGAGAGGGAAGGCUCCUACAUGCAUCAUCACAGACCAGUGCCCGACAAUGGCUUUGGCGAUCCGAGAUGCUUUCAAGAACACAGUACACAAGCUGUGCCGCUGGCACAUUAUGAAGAAGUACAGGGAACACCUCGCAUUCCUGUACAACCUGCACAAAGACUUUAAGGAUGAAUUCACAUCAAUCCUCAACUGGCCCCUCAUGCCAACUGAGUUUGAGGCUGCCUGGGAAGGACUCAUGGAUAGGUACAACCUCCAUGAUGAUGCCACGAUGGUGGCCAUGUGGAACGAGCGUGAGAGAUGGAUAUCAGCCUACUUCAAAGAAAUUUUCUGCGCCAAAAUGACAUCCACACAACGAAGUGAGAGCAUGAACUAUGUGCUUAAGAGGAACUAUCGAGAUCAGAAAAGGCUAAAACUGAGCACACUCUUCACGGCGACAGAGACGAAAGAGCCCACAAAGUACCUCGUGCGCUACAACAACCCGCAAAAACUGUCUGCGUGGUCUCAGCACGCGUUCCAGGUGGUUGCAGACCCUGUGGGAGAAAUAUAUGAAUGCGAGUGCAAGCUAUGGGACCACACAGGUAUUUUCUGCGUGCAUGUCCUGUGCAUGAUGCAGAAAAUUAAGGCUGCCAGCGUUCCAGAGAAAUACAUCCUCAGGAGAUACACCAAACGCCCGAACAUCCAGCCAACAUUCGACAGAAAUGACUUGAGGACAGUAGCGUCAAACAAGGCCUCCCAAUACUGA